Cladocopium goreaui is the source of this 5925-nucleotide messenger RNA. The record is from the annotation of a GenBank genome assembly. Lineage: Eukaryota; Dinophyceae; Suessiales; Symbiodiniaceae.
AUGCCGCCCUGUGAGCGCUGUGGCGCUGGUACCCGGAAAGGCCGAGGCAAAGGUUGGUGCAGCAACGAGGACUGCAGGAAGGAAGAAGCUGAAGAGAAACAGCAAGCCAAGCGCCAAAAGCAGGAAGACCGCGAAGAAAAAGGCGCAGGGGAGCGAGGACCUUGCCCUGAAGAUCCUGCAGCAAAGGCACGCAAGCAAGCCCAAAAACAGGAACGCGAAGAGAAGGGAGGAGCUGAGCGAGGACCCUGCCCAGGAGCAGGCGGCCGACCAGCGGAUGUUGCUGCACGAGCUCACAAGCAGGCGCGCAAGCAAGCCCAAAAACAGGAACGCGAAGAGAAGGGAGGAGCUGAGCGAGGACCCUGCCCAGGGGAAGGCGGCCGGCCAGCGGAUGUUGCUGCACGAGCUCACAAGCAGGCACGCAAAGAAGAUCGUGAAGAAAAGAGAGCUGGUAGGCGCGGGCCGUGUCCGGGUGAAGGAGGACGGCCAGAUGAAAGCAAUUUACACUGCGGGCCGUCGCUCGACAAGGGCGGUGCUUUUGAGAUGGUCAAGGAGGACUACCUGAAAUUCCUCAGCAAAUGGGGCCGCUUUGGCUUGUCCAAGGCUUGCGAAGAGUGCGGCACCUUGACCCCGGGCAGGCACUGCUGCGCAUCCAGAACCACGGGGAAGCUGACCUGCAAGAACUGCCGCGAGAAGAGGACCAGCUACACCUUGCCACCACUGCCGCCGAUCCCAGCACCUCUGGCGGCCCUCAACCCCUUAGAAAAGCGCCUCCUGGCAAUGGCCAAGGUGGACCAGGUGCUGAUUGACAAGUUGCCGGCCGGUGGCCCAAGCGCCCAAUGGGGCAGGAUGUAUGUGGUGCCCAUGGACGAGCCCUGCCUCUGCAAUGUCCUAGACGGCGCAGAACUGAGAGGAGAUGGCGAGGUCUACGUCAACGGGGUGCAAGGCAUGCUGGCGUCAACGGCCCGGGUGGAGCACCUUCAGGCCGGUUUGCGCGCCCUGCAGGCGCACCACGUGGCCUACAAAGACAGCCUGGCUGUUGCCAAAGCUUUGGCCGAUAUGGCCGCCAUCCUGGAUCAGGCGCCGGCCGCGAUGCAGCAUGAGGGCUUUGAGGACGAAGAGGGGGGCGCUGAGGAGGAAGAGCUGGAGGUCACCUAUCUGAUGCCGCGCGACCCUGCGAUCCCCAAGGCUGACCGGGCCGACUUGCAGGAGCUCCGCCGCAAAGCCAAGUCUACCUUUGUCGACGUCGACCCCAUGCUCUUUCCGCACCUGUUUCCCGAAGGUCUGGGCGGCUACCAACCAGACAUCCACGUGAAGUUCUCGGUGUAUGCCCGCAAGCGGCUGCUUGGCCAAGACGGCCGCUUCGAAAAUGACCCGGCCUACAUCAUGUGGCUGCUGGAGGAGCACAUGAAAAAGCGCCUCUCCGGCAACGUGAACGUCCGCAUGAAGAACCAGCUGGCGCCGCAGCUCGGCACCCGCUUCGACGACUUUGCCCACAAGAUUUACACCGCCUUGCGGGAUUUGCCAGGCACCCAGCCAUACCUCUUCGCCAAGCGGGGCAUCGCCGUGGGCAUGUACGAGCAGCUGGGCAAGCCCCAAUUCUUCCUCACCUUGACGUGCCACGCCAGGCAGCCGGGCAUCUUGGCAGCCGCCGUCACCGCCAAGCUCAUCCGCCAGCAGGGCCGAGCGCAUCAAGAAGACGUCGCCCGCCUCCUCUACAACUACCAGACGUAUGAGGACUACAGGUGGAACGGCAUGACGGCCACCCAGCUUUGCAACUCCAUGCCCGCGAUCGUCGCCCGGCAAUUCAUGCACGGCCUGCGGCAGCUUCUUCAUUGGGUCGGCGCUGCAGAUUUCACAGCCGGUGGUGCCGAUGAGCAAGACUGCCCCGGAGAGGACGAAGGCUGGGAUGCAGCGCCGGCCGUGGGCCAAGGCGGGGGAUGCCAUUGCAUGAAAUCCGACAAGCCGCCUUUCAAAGUCUUGGACUACAUCGUCCGGAUUGAAUGGCAAAAGCGCGGCUAUCCACAUGCGCACAUACUCCUGUGGACGGACGUGCCCGACGUCACCGGCAAGCGCCGGCCGGAGAAGGACGCCGCCGACGAGGAAGAGGAACAGGAGGCAGAGGUCGACUGGUCCGAUGAGGAAGCGCGCGCCCGUUUCGUUCCAACCUGCGCCGAAGAGUUGAGCGACAAGUACAUCAGCACCAAAUCUGCCCAUCGCUGGAUGCAUGAUGCCCGCUGCGACCCGGAGCACCGCGCGGCCAUGGCCAAGCUUGCCGCCUUGACGGAGCAUUCCUGCGGCCCCUACUGCGGCAAAUACACCCUGGGCACGUGCCGCUUUGGCUUUCCGAGGGCCCCGGAAAAACAGACCCGCUGGCGCACCCCGCAGGAGCAAUUUUCCAGCCGCUGGAAAUCCAGUAUGGCGGCCCGGCGGCACGAAGAUGAUGGCUUUGUGGGGCAAUACAACGAGGCCAUUCUCCGCUUCUGGCGUGCCAGCAUGGACCUGCAGGUAGUUUGCGAGCUCAACUGCGCCAGCAAAUACAUCUUGGGCUACUGCUUCAAAUCAGAGGAGGACUUGAUGGCAAAGAAGCGCGUGGACAAUAUUCUGCAGAGCUACUUGCAGGACGCGGGCCGGGUGGACCUCACCACCAACGAAGUGUACAAGGCCGCGCACGCGGCAACGCAGGGCCGCACCACCUCCACCUUCGAAGCCGUGCACUACAUCUUGGGCUAUUCGCCGGUGUUCUUCUCCAGGGACAACGUGUGGCUUCAGGUAGGACCGCCCGGUACAUGGACCUUGUCGGUGCCCCAGGCAGAGGAAGAGGAAGCCUUGCAAGACCCGGCUGCAUACAAGGACAGACGACAAGAGGCAGGGGGAUGCAUGCCAGCAGCGCACCGGUGGUACCAACAGCUGCAGCAGCAUUUUGCGGAUGCCGAAGUCAUGGUGCCGGUUGAAGGAAAGGCGCCGGUGGCAAGGCUCUGGUGCGAGGUCACCUUCUUCGAUUUUGCGGCUGGUUUUCGCUUCGGGGGCAAGGUCUUCAAUCCAGACAUGGUCGCGCCAAGAAAGCGGCCGGCCAUCGUCGGCCACCGCCACUACAGCCCGGACCUGCAACCAGAGGAGUUCUACUACUCCAAGCUCCUCUUGUACCUCAGAUGGGUCGAGCCAGGAGAUUGGCUGACGGAGGCAGACGGCGGCAGCCAUGCAGCAGCGUUUCACCGGAUCGCCACGGACCGGGAUCAGCACCCCACCUUUCUGCACUCCUUGUGCUUCCCCAAGCUGGACGGAACAGUGCAAGCGGCGAGGGAGCUGCAAGCAGUACAGGCCGUGAUGUUCCUCAAGGCAAAGCUGGACAACGCUGACUGGACCCACACGCGGGCAGAAGAAGAGAACUAUGAGGACGCCAUGAAGAUCAUCCAAGCCCUCAAGGAGCGGCACGGCGAAGACAUCGACUUCAUGGCGCCCAGCACGGUACCCACCGGCCCGGCCACUGACAUCUUUGCACCUGUGGAAGGCGGCGAGGCGAGGGAGGGCCGGCAGACCGGGGGAAAGGGCUUGGGCAAUGGCGAAGCGUUCAACAUGCUGACCGUCGAGAACCCAAGCCCAGAAGUCCUGAAGCAGCGGCACUGCAUGGAAUACAUCUUGCGCUCUGCUGGAAGGGCCCAGCCCCAAGGACAAAAGCAACCUGCAACGGCUCCGCCUCCUGGUGCAUGGGCCAGGUGGCUGCGGGAAAUCUGUGGUGACCCGAGCAGCCGCGCACAUGCUGCGCAGAGCGAGCGGGGUGUUGUGCUGGCAGCGCCUACCGGUGUGGCAGCCUUCAACAUCAACGGCACCACCUUGCAUACAAGCCUCCAGCUCCCAGUCCAGAACCAAAGCUACGGGAAAGUCUGUGAUUUGCCGCUGCCCAGGGGCGAACAGCUAGCUAAUUUGCAAAGCAUCUGGAAACAUGCGGACGUCCUCAUGGUGGAUGAGAUGAGCUUUGUGUCUGCGGAAAUCUUGGAACGCAUGGAUCAGAACCUGCGGCUUGCAAGAGACAUGCCCCAUCACCCGUUUGGAGGCGUGCACGUCAUCUUCAUCGGGGACCUCUACCAGCUACCGCCGCCCGGAGGCCGGCCCAUCUUUGCGAGCAAGUUAUGGAACCUGUUCGAGCUUUGCGAGCUGGAAGGCAAUCAGCGGGCAGCCCGGGAUCCAGCGUGGGCAGCGCUAUUGGCGCGAGUGCGCCUGGGCCAAUGGACCGACGAAGAUAUCCGAACCUUAGAAGGCCUCGUCCUGCCAAAGCACGGCAAGCGCCAGCCCGCGCCCGGUGCAGUCCACCUUUUCGCCACCCGCGCAGCUGUAGUGAAGCGCAACCGGCGCUAUAUCCACGACUAUGUGGAGAGCACCAAUGCCGACCUCUUCGAUUGCCCUGCCGUGGACAUCUCCGUUGGCUCCGGCGCGCCACUGCCCCCAGAGAAAGCAUGGCCUGAAGCAGAGAACACGGGCGGCCUGGAAUUCCUGCUGCAGCUAGCCGAAGGUGCUAAGGUCAUGCUGCGCAAGAACCUGGACGUCCGGGAUGGCUUGGCGAACGGCGCCUGCGGGGUGGUGCAGCACAUCGAUGCCCACAGCAAUCGGGAGGUCCAGAAAGUGUGGGUGAAGUUCGAGAAAGGCGCAGGCAGCAAUUGGGAGGCGGCGAACGAAACCAACAGCGUAGCCAUUCACCGCUGCACUGCCCCGUUUCAGGACAAGAACGGGAACAAGGCAGACAGGCGCCAAUUCCCACUGGUGCUGGCCAAGGCAGUGACAAUCCACAAGAGCCAGGCAGCCACCUACCACGCGGGCGCGCAUGUACGGCUGGACAAGUACGCCAAGCAAGAAGGGCAAGCCUAUGUGGCGUUGAGCCGCUCCCCUACACAGAGCCUGUGUACCUUGGAGCACUUUGACAAAAGCUGCCUCCGUUUCAAUGUCAAUGCGCAGCGGGCCCUUGUGAUACUGAAGGAGCAGCAAGCAAGAGGCGGUGCAUUCAGGAAAGCGGCGCUGCAGGACUUGUGGGAAAAAGUUGUGCGCCCGGCCGAAAGCCAUGCGUACUACAAGGCCUUGCUCCAGACAUUGCCUCGACCAGAUUGGCGGCUCUACGACGAGGAGCAGCAGCGUGCUCAAGGAGGGCCGGCAGAGAAGGAGGCCCAUGCAGCGGAAGGCAAGCUGACGUGCCCGCGCUGCGGCUGGGUCGCUGACAAUGCAGUGCAAUAUAAGAAGCACAGGCCAUCCUGCCCGGCAAGAAGCGCCGCCAAAGCCAAAGCCAAAGCAAAGCGCGCCCCAAAGCCGAAAGCCAAGCCCAACGCCAGCCAAGGCAAGCGCUCCACCUCUAGGCCUUCGAGCGCUGCCGCGCCGCCGCCGCCAGCCAAGGCACCCAGAAGCGAGGAUGAAGCCCCAGCACCGGACAGUCCGCCGCCCUUGCCACCCCCAGCAGAUCCCCCACCGCCGGGCUUGGAACCGCCCGCGCCGUGCUUCUUUUUUCAGCGGCAGCAAGCGGCGCGCUGCGGCAUGCACGCGUUCAACAACGCCUUGGGCCGCACGGCCUUCAGAGCACAGGACAUGGAAACGGCUGCGCAGAGCUAUUUACAAGCACUGCAAGGCAUUGACCAUGCUAGAGACGAGCACGUCCGCCCAGGGGGCUGGUACUCCGUGCAAGUCCUCUACGCAGCUUUGUUCAACUGCGGCUACAGGCUGAACAUCGAUGCGCCAAUCCGGUCGCUGCAGCAAGCGCACCUAGUGCCAGCUUUGGUGCAGAACUGGCACAAUCAGCAUUGGGUCGCCUAUCGCUGGGGCCACGACGGCGCCAUCUACAGGCUGGAUUCUAUGGACAUUGGUCCUCAUAGGAUGAGCGACGAAGAGUUCGAGGCUUCUUUGGCAGCCCACUUGACCUACGCCAUCACGCACCCGUCCGACGCCUGA